AUGGGCUGCACCACUUUCACAUUGUUGCAGAAGGAUCAUGAUGGGACGCAGAACAGUUCAGGAAUCAUUGAUAGGAAUUUCGAUAUUCUCACUAGAGCUCUCACAGAGGGCGUUAAGAUUCCAGCAGUUCGAAAGGGCCGUAACGAUAUUGUGUUGUCCUCGGAUGGACGUAAGAUAUCGGGCAAUGCAUUUAAGCAAGUACCGGGUAGCCAUGUGCUCCACCAUGGGACCAUACUUGUGAACAGCGAUAUGUCAGCACUGGGCAGAUACCUUUCUCCUUCUAAACUGAAACUAGAGUCUAAAGGAGUCGCCAGUGUUCAUGCGAGAGUAGCUAAUCUGACAGACAUCAACUCAGAUCUUUCCCAUGAUGAGGUCUGCGGUGCUCUCGAAAAGGCUUUUCUCGAAACAUAUCCGCACUGUAAAGAGGUCAUCACUCGAACACUGACGGGGGACCCAGUGACCGAAAGCGACGUUGAAAAUGAUGAAGUCUUCAGAGAACACUACGAGAAACUAAAUGUGCAUCUUGAUGUAAUCAAGGGGCGCAUCGCUGAAUGCCGUAUUUUCACAGAUGCCCUGUAUCCUGACGUGAUUGGAAUAUUGGAGGAAGCAUUGCUAGGCACUCCGACAAAUGAUAGUGAACAAGUUGUCGCUAUCAUCACAGUCCCAAACGGAUAUUCAAAGGAAUCGAUAGAAGAAGCUCUCACCUCGAGAAUACCGAGGGGACGGGAAGUGGCUGGCGAAGGAGGCGAGAUACUCGUCAAGUCGUUUUCACAUUGGCUGGCCAAUGAGAUACCUGAACUGGCCUGA
This is a messenger RNA of Perkinsus marinus ATCC 50983, 807 nucleotides long. RefSeq lists its product as hypothetical. The transcript has 8 exons. The record is from RefSeq and is a predicted model, not a curated record. Gene Ontology annotation, molecular function: lipoyltransferase activity. Bases 1 to 807 code for a protein of 268 amino acids. Gene Ontology annotation, cellular component: cytoplasm. Gene Ontology annotation, biological process: protein lipoylation. Lineage: Eukaryota; Perkinsozoa; Perkinsida; Perkinsidae.